UUGUGUCAAGUCUCUGAGCCUCAGAUUCACCUCUCGACCAGGAACUUCCCCACUCCCUGCGAUGACUGCUGUUCGUCGGAGGACGUAGUCAGUCCAAGAUUUGCAACUGCCCGUCGCGAUGCCCGACAAAAGGCCCCUGGAUCCACUUCAACCAGUGCUGUAUAUCGACCACUGUCGCUAUCGCCCUAUUUAUAGGAAACGGGCUCUGCACCUCCAUUCUUCUCUGGCAGAAGCUCUGCGGGCCAUUCAGCCAAGGGUUAAGCUCCAGCUAAGGAUCAAUGACCGGGGUCCGCCGCAAGAUGGAUCCUUUGAGGUGGCAGUUGCCCAGUAUCCCACUGAGGAUGCAGCCGCCCGCCAAAGUGUGUGGACCGGCUUGCGGCGAAUGCCCAGUGCAACGAAGGUUCCCCAUGUGGACGACAUCUUCACCCCGGUUUGUUUCGCCCUCAAACUCAGGGAUCCCAACAAGGAAUCCCACCGACGGAUGCUGACCAAUUUGCGACACAACGAUGGCAGUCGGGCAAGGAGUGAAGAUUUUGAAUAAAUAUUGAAAUGUAUUUCGUAUUUUAGGCAACUUAAUAAAAUUGCAUGUACUGGG
Messenger RNA from Drosophila elegans, 595 nucleotides. RefSeq names its product selenoprotein BthD. The record is from RefSeq and is a predicted model, not a curated record. Bases 119 to 541 code for a protein of 140 amino acids. NCBI's taxonomy places the organism in Eukaryota, Metazoa, Arthropoda, Insecta, Diptera, Drosophilidae. The transcript has a single exon. Gene Ontology annotation, cellular component: Golgi apparatus.